UUUCUUUCCCCUAUAAAAGAGCAACGACGUGGAAGCGUUCUAGGGUUUCAUUUGCGCUCGAUUCUGCGACUGCCGCUUCUACGUCGUCUCGUCUCUAAUGGCCAAGCGCACGAAGAAGGUUGGCAUUGUCGGCAAGUAUGGAACGCGAUAUGGUGCCAGUCUGCGUAAGCAGAUUAAGAAAAUGGAGGUUACGCAGCAUAGCAAGUAUUUCUGCGAGUUCUGUGGCAAGUAUGCAGUGAAGAGGAAGUCCGUUGGUAUUUGGGGAUGCAAGGACUGCGGGAAGGUCAAAGCUGGUGGUGCCUACACCUUGAACACUGCAAGUGCUGUGACGGUUAGGAGCACCAUCCGAAGGCUGAGGGAGCAAACAGAGAGUUAGAGCGGCGGAUGGGAUUGUUUUACUCUGCUCAUGUCUCGUCUUAACCUGUGUGCACUAUAGGAAAACCUGAUGUGGUUGUUACUCUUCUAGUCUAUUUCCGGGAACUAAAUUCGAUGGAAGUGUCUUUGUUCGCAUGAAGGCAGGAUUUUGUUCGUGUUUUGAGUUUUGCUAAAUUAGUUUUGUUUUCUGGGUU
Messenger RNA from Rhodamnia argentea, 569 nucleotides. RefSeq names its product 60S ribosomal protein L37a-like. Bases 98 to 376 code for a protein of 92 amino acids. Gene Ontology annotation, cellular component: ribosome. NCBI's taxonomy places the organism in Eukaryota, Viridiplantae, Streptophyta, Magnoliopsida, Myrtales, Myrtaceae. Gene Ontology annotation, biological process: translation. Gene Ontology annotation, molecular function: structural constituent of ribosome. The record is from RefSeq and is a predicted model, not a curated record. The transcript has 5 exons.